Dendronephthya gigantea is the source of this 1711-nucleotide messenger RNA. RefSeq lists its product as uncharacterized. Gene Ontology annotation, molecular function: oligosaccharide binding. The coding region runs from base 62 to 1315 and encodes 417 amino acids. The record is from RefSeq and is a predicted model, not a curated record. The transcript has 3 exons. Lineage: Eukaryota; Metazoa; Cnidaria; Anthozoa; Malacalcyonacea; Nephtheidae.
AUAUAUAUAUACCUAACGCAUACAUGCAGUAACACAUAUUGUACUCUAGUUUCUACGGCUCAUGCAACACAAGAACGCGUUUUUUAUUAAACCGAACAGCAAAAAGUUUCAAAGAAGUAUGUGCCAAAGACACUUGAGCUUUCACGUUAUCCUUUUGUCAACACUCUUGUCAUACAACAUCGUAAUUUCCAGCAAUCAAUCACAAAUCACCAUAAAAGCUGUGGAAAACAAGGCAUUUGACAAAUCCUGCCUCAUUAAAACGUUUAACAAGAAAGGUGCAGCAAACAUAGCAGAUUGUUUGAGCCACUGUCUUGAGGACUGCCGAUGUCAGUCGUUUCAAAUUUGCCAAAAUACAGAAUGUCAACUGUGUUCAAGUCACAAGGAAGAAAACAGUUCAUUGCUUCAUGAUCAAGAUGGCUGCAUUUAUGCUGUGUACGAUUUAAGACAUUCUUUGGGAAGUCAUCAGGCUCAGAAUAUAGACGGCCAAUGUUCAAGCAUAGGUUGUUCCAAUGCCAACUGUUGUCAACGACCAGGUCUCUGUCCAGGCAAGAAAAUAUGCAAGCCACAGAACUCCGUCGAACAACCCUGGAAACGAUUCACCUGCGAAUGCCAAGUUGGCUACAGUGGAGACAACUGUGAUGAGACAAUCAGAUCGUGUGCCGGGUAUUUGGAUCGCCCCCGACAAUCAGGCAUGUAUAAAGUGUUUGAUUCUGGCAAUUCAUUGUAUGAAGUAUACUGUCAUUUUGAUUCUGAUGGCCGUGCUUGGACGCUGGUGCAAUCGUUUAGCUUCGCACGGCGAACAAUUACAGGUAGCGUUUUUCAAAAAACAUUAAGUGCAGACCAUCCCGUCAGUGAAAAUCAACUACAAUGGAGCGGUUAUCGACUCAGCAAAGCACGAAUGCACUCGAUUAAUCUAGAUUCAAAUUAUAUCGCGUUCACUUGUAACUACAAGAAGGAAGACGAAGUCAACAGUUUGGAUUAUCUUCAAAUAUCACUCGAUGACCUUGGAAAUGAUAAAGAUAUCACAACAAAUGAUCCAAACCAGGAAGUGUUAACUUUCGAGGGUAGGAUUAAUGAAAAAAGUUUAACCGGGUGUAAAGUAAAGCUUCACCAGGACAGUAAAGGUUUACAUGUACAUCUGGAUCAUCUCGAAAAUUGUCCGUUUUCCCCCGAAAGACCAAAUGUCUGCAGCGGAAAAUUUCAUUAUUUUGGCUACUUUCCUGAAUCAAGUUGUUUGAUGCCAACACAUCAUUGUACGCAAAAUGUUAAUUCUACAACACAACUAUGGUUUGGCCAAUUGAAGUUUUUCACUUAAUCCCAUUGAUAUGUUUAAAUUACGCACACAGAAUAGUGUAAAUAUAACACACAUGCACAGAACAGUGUAUAUAUAUAUAUAACACACACGCACACAAGACAGUGUAUAAUUAUAUAACACACACAGGACAGUGUAGAUAUACAACACACACACAGAGCAGUGUAUAUAUAGCACACACAAGACAGUGUAUAAUUAUAUAGCGCACACACAAGACAGUGUAUGUAUAGCACAUACACAGGACAGUAUAUAUAUAUAUAUAAGUAAUAUAACACACACAGGACAGUGUAUUUAUAUAGACUAGCACACACACUAGGACAGUGUAUAUAUAAAACACACAGGACAGUGAAUAUAAGGACAGUGUAUAUAUAAAACACACAGGACAGUGAAUAUAUAUGG